UAUUACCAGCUUGUUAUGCGGAAGAAGCAAAGCUUGUCAGCUCGCAGCUUGUUUUCUGCGAAGGAAAGGAAGUACAAAAACAAGGAAACGACACUUGGAGCUUUUUAUCUAUGGUUUUGCUUUGUUUGAGGUUUACUCCAAUCCUUCGCUGUCUGAGUUCUCUAAUUAAGUACCACCAGAGUUCUAGCUUAAGAUUAAUUAAUCCUUUCUCAAAUGUUCUAGUCUCCAUGAUCGGCUAGUGCUUAUUGAGUUUUGCCGUAAGCAGAAACUUAGUUAGAUAUAUAUUCGAUCAGUCGUAGUCGAUCAUAACCUCAGAAGGUUAAGAUGAUUGAAGGACUUGGUUUCCAGAAGAUGUCGAAGAUCGCUUCUUCGAAGGCUUUGGUCAUCCGAGUCAACCUGGUUUUCCUUGCUCUCUUUUUUGUUGUUUACGCUGCUCUUCUUCUCCAGCCGGCUGCCACUAUCUAUUACCAGAACGCAGCAGUAUCUCUGAUUAGGUGCUCAUUUCGCGACUGCCAUCAGAACGGUAAGGUGGUUGAUGGCGUUAAGAUGAUGAAGCAGGUAGUAAAGGAGACAAAAGAAGAGUACAUAGCCACACAGCAUGAAGGGUUGAAUACGAGUACUAAAAUGGAGGUACCGAGCUUUUUGGAGGGAAUAAUAUUAAAGGGGAUUAAGAUUGGGAUGGUGAAUAUGGAAGAAGAUGAUGUUAGAGAGUGGAAGAGAUUUGGACAGGUCAUACCGAUUCAUUUCGACCGGGUUUCAGAGUUAUUCAAAUGGGAGGAUUUAUUUCCUGAAUGGAUUGAUGAAGAGGAAGAGACUGAUGUGCCGUUUUGCCCGGAGAUACCAAUGCCGGAGUACCAAAUCUACGACAAGAUGAACCUCGUCGUGGCUAAAUUGCCUUGCAAGUAUCCGGAAGAAGGGUGGAAUAGGGAGGUGUUUAGGCUCCAAGUCCAUCUCAUAGCGGCGAAUCUGGCUGUGAAUAGGUGUACGAGUUUGCUGGGUUUAACUAAAGAAAAGGGUAUUACAGGAAAUUAG
This is a messenger RNA of Rosa rugosa (rugosa rose), 1032 nucleotides long. RefSeq names its product UDP-glucuronate:xylan alpha-glucuronosyltransferase 2-like. The record is from RefSeq and is a predicted model, not a curated record. The transcript has 2 exons. Lineage: Eukaryota; Viridiplantae; Streptophyta; Magnoliopsida; Rosales; Rosaceae. The coding region runs from base 325 to 1032 and encodes 235 amino acids.